This is a messenger RNA of Megalops cyprinoides (Indo-Pacific tarpon), 2127 nucleotides long. RefSeq names its product scavenger receptor class B member 1-like. Bases 75 to 1256 code for a protein of 393 amino acids. Lineage: Eukaryota; Metazoa; Chordata; Actinopteri; Elopiformes; Megalopidae. Gene Ontology annotation, cellular component: cytoplasm; caveola. The transcript is spliced from 9 exons. Gene Ontology annotation, molecular function: low-density lipoprotein particle binding; lipid binding; scavenger receptor activity. Gene Ontology annotation, biological process: cholesterol import; cholesterol efflux; recognition of apoptotic cell. The record is from RefSeq and is a predicted model, not a curated record.
UACUGGUGUUAACUCAGUUGCUGUUUAUAUUCAAUGGUCCAAGCAAUACCGUAUUGAACAAAUCAACAUCGAAGAUGAUAGUCGGUCUUUCAGUUGCAGGACUUCUAAUACUGACUUUUGGGACUAUUCUUGUCGUCGUGGGACCGAUAUUUAUCAACAGGCAAAUAGUUACGAAUUUGGAGAUCAGUCCAAAGAAUGAGCUGUUCUACACUUUGUGGAAGGACAUUCCCAUGCCAAUCUUCAUGUCAGUCUAUUUCUUCAAUGUGCUGAACCCCAAUGAAGUACUACAGGGUGAAAAGCCAAUGGUGGAACAGAGAGGGCCAUAUGUCUACAGGGAAUACUGCAAGAAAGAGAACAUCACAUUUCAUGAGAACAAGACAGUGUCAUUCCAAGAAUACCGGCAGUACCACUUCAUGAGGAAUAUGUCCGUGGGUGACGAGUCUGACAUUGUCACCAUUCCCAACAUGCUGGUGCUGGGUGCUGCAGUGAUGUUGGAGGAAAUGCCUCUUGCUGUGCGGGUGUUGGUGAGCUCCAUGUUCAAGAACUUCAACGAAGGGCCAUUUCUGACCAAGACUGUUGGCGAGCUGAUGUGGGGCUAUGACAGCAAACUGGUGGAUUUCUUAAACAUGUACCUCCCAGGCCUUCUUCCCACCAGGGGCAGGUUUGGCCUCCUUGCUGAUUUCAAUAAUUCCUACACAGGGCUGUUCACCGUGUUCACUGGCCAGGAUGACAUCAGAAAAGUUCACCAAGUGGAUUUGUGGAAUGGCAUGAAGGAGGUUAACUACUGGAGAAGCAAACAGUGCAACAUGAUCAAUGGAACUAUUGGUGAAGUAUGGCACCCCUUCCUAACCUCAGAGUCUACCCUGUCCUUCUUCAGUCCAGACGCUUGUAGGUCAAUGGAGCUGGUUUACCAGGGGCAAGGGGAGGUGAAGGGCAUCCCCGUGUUCCGCUUUGUGGCUCCUAAAACUCUCUUUGCCAAUGGCUUAGACUACGCUCCCAAUGAGGGCUUUUGUCCCUGCAGACAGUCAGGAAUUAUGAAUGUCAGUAGCUGCAGAAACGGUGCGCCAGUGUUUAUCUCCCAUCCACACUUCUUCAAUGGAGACCCUGCCUUGUGGGACUCUGUUCUGGGUCUAGACCCCAAUGAGGAAGAGCAUGGGCUGUUUAUUGACAUCCACCCUGAGACAGGUGCGCCUCUGAGGGCAGCUAUCCGGCUGCAAAUCAAUCUAUACAUCAAGAUGGUGGAGGGAAUCACGUAAGCAUGACAACUGUUUUGUACCUUCUUAUGGGUUAAUAAAUGUAAUAAAUGGCUAUACUAACAACAUCAAUCAGGAGUCAAGCAGUGAGAUAGAAUUCCAUGGCGGAUGCAUUUUCAUGUUGCAUUCACAGCACAGUAAUACAACCUUAGUAAAAUGUCACAGGGGUCAUCCUUUGUGAAAUCCCACCUGUUUCUGCUACACCGUUUUUUUACAUAGCAGGUAAUUAAAUGUGAAUUGUGUGAUUAAAUGACUGCUAGGCCCUAAGCAAAUAGAUUAUUUUGGUCACAGGAGAAUUUCACCAUUUCACCAAAUUUCACCAUUUUUGAAUUACCAGUUGUUCUAUUUUAAGCUCACCUUUUUGCAACACUCACUGUACUCCCACAGGAGUGCUGAAGCAUGGUGAAUGCAAACAUCCAAUACACUGGAGCCAGUGGUUGUUUUUCUCACUACAAGUCCCACAGUACACCACAGCAGAGCAAGUGCAGACUGGAGGAUAGAUGCAUCUUCCCUAACAUCAUCCAAGUAACUCACAAGCACCUCAGGUUCUGCUAGAGGGUGUUAAUAAGUGGUGGGAAGAGGAGAUCCUGGCCACAGAACUCACCCUACCCCUGGUAAAAUGAAGUCAGCUGUGUUCUGCCACUGCAGAAUCUUGGGUAUUCUGUUAUGACAGUCGUGCCUUAAACCUGCAAAGUCAUGGGCUGUAGAGCUCAGCCUGCAGACCGGAUGCCUUAACCAAUGUGGAUAACCCUCCACACAAACGUCAUUUUAAACUUUGCACGUUUCUUAAGUGCAAUACCUGAAGAAGACACACACAUAGCCAGCCCUAGACUAGCAGAUUGUAUUUACAAAUAAACCUGUCAUUAAUUUCAGA